Molecule: messenger RNA, 2344 nt
Organism: Rhinolophus ferrumequinum (greater horseshoe bat)
Lineage: Eukaryota; Metazoa; Chordata; Mammalia; Chiroptera; Rhinolophidae
Gene: NUPR2
Product: nuclear protein 2, transcriptional regulator
Exons: 2
Coding region: 64-351 (95 amino acids)
Biological process (GO): negative regulation of cell population proliferation; regulation of transcription by RNA polymerase II; negative regulation of cell cycle
Cellular component (GO): nucleus
Source: RefSeq, a predicted model, not a curated record
GUGCGGGUCCGCCAUUCACAGGCGUCCGCGAGCGCGGGCGGGGCGGCCGGGCCGCCUGGCACAAUGGACCUGGCGGUUCCUAGGACCCAGGCUCAGGCCCAGCCGCCGCCACCCGAGGCGGUGAGCUCAGAAGAGGAGCUCUACGACUGCAUCGAUUACUACUACCUGUGUGACUUUCCGGCCUGCGGUGCCCGGCGCAGCAAGGGCCGGACUCGGCGCGAGCGGGAACUGCGCACCAACUGGCCAGUGCCUGGUGGCCACGAGCGCAAAAUCGCACAGAAGCUCCUCAACGGCCAGCGCAAGCGUCGCCAGCGCCAGCAGCAGCCCCGGCCGCGCUCUCGCCUCGCCUGAACGCUGGAUACCCAAAAGACCUGAUAAAAGUAUUUUCGCUGACUCCCACCGUAACUGUAGUUCUAAGGGGGAGAGAAUCCGUGUUGGUCAACAAUUUCUUUUCCACAUCACUCUCCUGCAGUAUCUUCCUUAAUGACUGUUAAUUGUAACAUCCCAGUGGGUAUGCCUUUUUAGGGUUUUUAAUUAAAAGAAACAGCAAGAAUGGCAUUUUAACUCUUCUGGGUUUUUGUUUUUAAUUAUCAUAACUUUUCAAAUCCACAAAUAUUUGAGUUCUCAAAUGUGUGAAGAGGUCGCAAAGAUGAAUGAGAGAACAAAGAUUGGAAUUUAUACAAGAUUUCAACCCAAGUGUCAGAGACUACUGUGUAGGUUUAAUAUGUUUGUCCAAAUAGGAAUAUUUUAUAUAAUAGUGUCUGUUGAACUUAGUUGCUAGGUUCUCUGCACCCCUCAUCCCAUGACAAUCCUUUUGAGGUAGAGGCUGUUGUGCCAUUUUUAUAAAGGGGAUUCUUGAGGCUCAGAGAGUUCACAUUACUUUCCAGAGGUGACACAGCUGGUUAGAAAGACUAGCAUAGGGCCCGCUCUGUGGCUCAGGUGAUUGGAGCGCCAUGUUCCUAAAGCCAAGUCGCCAGUUCGACUCCCACAAGGGCCAGUGAACUCGCCCUCUACAGCUAAGAUUGUGAACAACAACUCUCCCUGGAGCUGGGCUACCAUGGGUUGCCAUGAGUGGCCAGUGGCCAGUGUGAGUGGCUGGCAGCCAUUGUGAGCGGCCAGCAGCGAGCUGCUGUGAGCUGCAGACCUUCGACUGGCUACCCACUGCCUUACUCAGGUGGAGUAAGGCUCAUAAUACCAGCAUGGGCCAGGGAGCUAUGUCCUACACAACUAGACUGAGAACAACGGCUUGAACCAGAGUGGGGAGAGGUGGAAGAAGGGAAAAACAAGAAGGCCAGCAUAACAGAUACAAUAAAGCAUUCACUCCUUCCAGUGUCACAGCUUUCCUCAGCUGUAGACAAUGUUCUGUGGUUCAGAACCACCCACAAACUCCAUGUCCAAGGACAAGAGUUGAGUUUUAGUUAAAAAAUUAUGCAGAAUAUGGCAGGGUUGUUUUUCUUUAUCUUCAGUCUGCAUUUAGUCAGGACUCUGCAUCCAGUGGUGAAUCCUUGGUUAGGAGAAAAGGGUGGUGUACUGGAAGGAGCGCCCCAAAUUUUAAUCCCAGCUAUGACCUCAUUGCUCUGGCUGUCAGCAAACUUCUGAGUGAUAACUCCUUUCAAGUUCCACCAAGCUUCAGGUUUCUCACUUGUUAAGAUGGGAAUAAUACUGGAUUAUCUUGCCAAACUGUGGAUUACAGAUAAAAUAUAUAAAACAUCUGACACAGUUAAAGGCACAUAAUAGGUACUCAAUAAAUGGUAACUUUUUAAGCUUACCCUCCUUUCCCUCCUCUCUAGUCACAAAGUCUUAAAUGAUUUCAAUCACUGCGUUUAAUUCCUUUAAAAUAUCUCCCAAGAUCCAGGCAGUGUGGUAUGGUUGGAGUCCUGACUUUGGAGUCAAACAACUCUACUGACUUGGGCAAUUUGCUUAAACUCUAAGCAUGUUUUCUUACCUAGAAAAAUCGGGAUAAUACAGUACCUAUUUUAAGAGUUCUUGUAAGGCAUAAAUGGAAUAAUGUAUGUAAAGCUCUUAGUGUCGGUAUAUAAUAGGCAGUCAAAUAAUUAGUAAUGUUUCCACUGCCACUGUCUUAGCCUUCAGGACUUUUUCCUUAUUCCUAGUGUCCCUCUGCUAUGUCUCAGACAGUAUGUCUAGAUUAAUCUACCUGAAGACCAUUUUAUCGUAUAAAACCCUCAAUAACUUCUCUAACCUUAUAGGGUAAACGCCUAUAUUCCUUAUAUUGGAAUCAUCUAUUGGAUUUUCUUAAGUUUUGACCUACAACUUCCAAAAAUACACUGGUUCUUGACAUAGGUCUUUCGUCCUCUAAACUCACCAUAAUUAUGCUUCUUCAUUU